Necator americanus (New World hookworm) is the source of this 456-nucleotide messenger RNA. RefSeq lists its product as uncharacterized. Lineage: Eukaryota; Metazoa; Nematoda; Chromadorea; Rhabditida; Ancylostomatidae. The transcript has 3 exons. The record is from RefSeq and is a predicted model, not a curated record. The coding region runs from base 1 to 456 and encodes 151 amino acids.
AUGUUGUGUCAGCGGCCGACGACCACCGCCAUCGAUGACAACGUGUGCAGCAGGUGGGCGGAGGAAGAUGGGGAGGAGGAGGAGGUGGAGGAGGAGGAGGAGGAGGAGGUAAAUUACCGGAUGUUCGAAAGCGUAGAUGGUUUCAAAUUCGGAGGGGAAAAAGCACAAAAGUGUACGUGUGAGAGACGAUCCGAGUGCGAACGGGGCUCGGAUGCGUUCGGUUGCGCUGCGUUCGUUGCUGCGUUCCCGAUCGCGCAGUGGCACGCUCACCUUACACGAACAGCAGCAGCAGCAGCAGCAGCCGGAGCAGAUGUCAACUGGUUGGCCGCGCGGCCACCACCGCAGCCGCCACCGCCGCCGACCGACACCCCGGCACGAACCUGUGUCAUCCGGUUAGCAGCAGCGACUUCUCGCACUCAUCCCGUACUAUCAAAAUCUGGAACGCCGUCGCGAUGA